AUGGCAGGGCGCCGGUGCUAUGGCCCUAUUUUCCCCUCUGCUGCACCUCAGCACACUUCUGCUUCUGCAGAAACCAGCUGCAUUUUCCUUUUGAAGCAGGGCACAGUGCGCAGGGCCAUCGGGGCCAGCCGGGGCAUGGCCCAGAGUGUGGUCUAUGCUGACCUGAAGUUUGCCGCGGGCCCCCCACCCACCGUCCCCGAUGAUGAUGACAGUCCCUACGAGAACGUGCCGCUGGGGCCGGUGACAGCAGCGCCCAGCCCAGGGCUCUGGACCCGGCGAUGGCGCGACCCCACAACGCUGCUGGCAGCCAGCCUGCUCCUGCUGCUGCUGCUGUUGGUGGCCGUCGUGGCCCUGGGGGCUUGCUACUGGCAGGUUUCCCGCAGCUUGCAGGACACCUUCCAUGAGCACAUGACCGAGCAGGGCCGCCUGUCACAGGCACUGAGGGCACAGGGGCAAAGCCUUGAGCAGACACAACUGGAGCUGGCAUGGGCUAGAGAAGAGCUGCAGCGAGUAUGGCAUGAGUACAACAUUACCCAGAUGGAGCUGGAAAAAAGGAAUGCUGAGCUGGGGCAUACCCAGCAAGAGCUGGCUGUGUUGCAGAAGGAGAUGCAGGUGGUGCAGGGGAGGCUCAGCACCAGUGAGAGCACUGUGAGCAGCCUGCGUGCCUGCGUGAACACAGAUUGCUGCCCCAAGGGCUGGGUACUCUAUAAGAGCAAGUGUCUCUACAUCUCGGUGACAAACAAGACCUGGAAGCAGAGCCAGGAAGACUGUAUUAAUCGAUCUGCUCAACUGCUGACAAUUGACCAAGACAAGUGGCCACCAUUGACAGUGCCGUAUUUUGUGCACGAGUCUAAUGCAAAAUACUGGAUUGGACCAAGAAUUUCUUACAGGACCAGGAGAUCUUCUGUGAGAACAGAAAGCAGGUACCACUUUUAAGUGCAAGAGAAACACCAUAAUUCAGAGUGCUGGUCAGUAGUUACCUGGGAAAUGUGGAAUUAUCCUUGCGACCGUACCUUCCAGUGGAUCUGCGAGAAAUCCCCAGAGCUGAGCAGUGCAUCUGAGACCCGAGCUCCUUUUCUGGCCGAGGACUGA
Messenger RNA from Cinclus cinclus, 1092 nucleotides. RefSeq names its product B-cell differentiation antigen CD72-like. Gene Ontology annotation, cellular component: plasma membrane. Lineage: Eukaryota; Metazoa; Chordata; Aves; Passeriformes; Cinclidae. Gene Ontology annotation, molecular function: transmembrane signaling receptor activity. The record is from RefSeq and is a predicted model, not a curated record. The transcript is spliced from 6 exons.